Myotis brandtii (Brandt's bat) is the source of this 2108-nucleotide messenger RNA. RefSeq names its product lysyl oxidase (gene LOX). NCBI's taxonomy places the organism in Eukaryota, Metazoa, Chordata, Mammalia, Chiroptera, Vespertilionidae. The record is from RefSeq and is a predicted model, not a curated record. Gene Ontology annotation, molecular function: protein-lysine 6-oxidase activity; copper ion binding. Gene Ontology annotation, biological process: peptidyl-lysine oxidation. The transcript has 7 exons. The coding region runs from base 82 to 840 and encodes 252 amino acids.
CCCGCGCGCGCGAGUAACCGGACCACGUCUGCAGAGCGCCCGGCACUCAGUAACUUGAGGCUGCCUAGCCGCGUGGACGGCAUGGUGGGAGACGACCCAUACAACCCGUACAAGUACUCCGACGACAACCCCUAUUACAACUACUACGACACGUAUGAAAGGCCCCGGCCUGGGAGCAGGUACCGACCCGGCUAUGGCACCGGCUACUUCCAGUACGGUCUCCCGGACCUGGUGCCAGAUCCCUACUACAUCCAGGCGUCCACUUACGUGCAAAAGAUGUCCAUGUACAACCUGAGAUGCGCUGCGGAGGAAAACUGCUUGGCCAGCUCAGCAUAUAGAGCAGAUGUCAGAGAUUAUGAUCACAGGGUGCUGCUAAGAUUUCCCCAAAGAGUGAAAAAUCAAGGGACAUCGGAUUUCUUACCAAGCCGACCAAGAUAUUCCUGGGAAUGGCACAGCUGUCACCAACAUUACCACAGCAUGGAUGAAUUCAGCCACUAUGACCUGCUUGAUGCCAACACCCAGAGGAGAGUGGCUGAAGGCCACAAAGCAAGUUUCUGUCUGGAGGACACAUCCUGUGACUAUGGCUACCACAGGCGGUUUGCAUGUACUGCGCACACACAGGGGUUGAGUCCUGGCUGUUAUGAUACUUACAAUGCAGACAUAGACUGCCAGUGGAUUGACAUCACAGAUGUAGCACCUGGAAACUACAUCCUAAAGGUCAGUGUGAACCCCAGCUACUUGGUGCCUGAAUCGGACUAUUCCAACAAUGUCGUGCGCUGUGACAUUCGCUACACAGGACAUCAUGCGUAUGCCUCGGGCUGCACAAUUUCACCGUAUUAAAAAGCAAGCCAAGACUCCCAAUGGAUAAAUCAGUGCCUGGUGUUCUGAAGUGGGAAAAAUAGAUUAACUUCAGUAGGAUUUAUGCAUUUUGAAAAAGAGAACAGAAAACAACAAAUGAAUUUUUGUUUGGACUUUUUUAUAACUAAGCACGUAACUGGAUUUUGAACAUUUAAAUUGGCAUUGUUUGGAAAAAUUUUAAUAUUAUUAUCCACAUUAUUUUGUGAAUUAACAUGUUUCAAUUCUGUAGUUGCACCCUUGGCUCUUUCAAAGAAAUCUAAAUUUAUGCUCUUUUUGAAAUUAUAAUACAGAAGAGAAAGUAAUAUUGCAAUGAAUGAGCCAAAAUUACUUUGAACUGGGAAUUUUCUAAAGUGCUAUAACUUAAGUGAACUACGGUAAUCAUUGGCUUAUAUAUGUCCUGGCUCCUACUGUUUAAAUAGGUAUGGACACAUUUGGUGCUGAGAAAGGAACAAAUGCAUUACCAUUGGUCUCAAAAAAUAUUACUAUAUAGCAGAGAAAUGGCAGUAUAUGUAUUCAGAUAGCUACAUCCCUAUAUAAAAUUUAUGUUUACAUUUUUUAAUUAGUAGAUAAACUUUCUUUCUGUCAAGUGUACAAUUUCAUUCUGACAUACGUCAGUUUUUAUUUUGGGACAAAUUAAGUAAUUGAGCUGCCCAACUCUCCCUGACAUUUGUUGAUGCUCCACUCUACUCUUUAAUUUUCCUAUGGGCAGAGACCUUUUAAGUGGCAUCUUAAAAUUACCCUUCUGGGGACUGGUAUACAUAGGACAACUGUGUCAGUGGGAAGUUAUUCUGAUGACAAACAUGAUAUAUCAAAAGCUAAUGCACAAUUAAGUAUAUUGAAGUACUAGCCAAAAAUUUUUUCUUACAGACAUAAAAUAAAAAGUAAAAUUAACAAGUCCCUCAAACUACAACUGUCUCUCAAAUAAUUUUUAAAAAGUAAUGAAAACCAUCUUAGAAUUUUCUACAUUUAAAAAAAUGUUCAGCUUUAAAAAGAGGAAUGCUAGACAGUUUUAAGUUAUCCAGAAUAGAUGACAUAAUGUGUGUGGAUACAGGAACCGUAUCCUAUGUCAUCCAGGAAUCAGUCGUGUGUGUGUGUGUGUGCGUGUGUGUGUGUGUGUGUGUGCGCGUGUGUGUGUGUCUGAAAUAUAAUCAAGAUUAGCAAAGCACACAGCAUUAUGUACUUGAGGGGUUGGUGAAUAAGGGUAAAAAAAAAAAAAUACUUUCGGCAAAACCAAAGGCUGUGCUGCAUAA